AUGGUGCCUUGUCAAACCCACGUGUUGCUGAAGUGGCAGGAGCACUUCAACAGUUCCUGGGCGGCGGAAGACAGCACGCAGACGUCCAGGAGGCGCGGGGCGGCCGCGCUCUACGACAAGCUGCUCUACAACAAGGAGGUGGUGACCCUGGCCCAGCCGGUGCAAGAACUGGCCGGCCCGAGGCUGCCCGACUUCGAGUGCGAGUCCAGCACGUCGGCCGAGAAGGAAGAGUACCUGUCGGCUCUGCUCCGCAGCCAGCGAUGGCUGGCUCACCGCAUGCUGACGCGGACCUCCUACACCCUGGGCCUCCACCAAAGACUGGUCGUUCUGCAGCGCAUCUACUAUGCACUCCACAGCAAGUAUCACGACAAGUUUCGCCUGCAGCUGUCCUCCCAGUCCGCAGACAGCGGGGCGGAGAGUGGGCCGCCGGAGCUGGCCUCGGAGCCCCGCCCGCCGGGGGGGGUCUCCAAACUCAAGUCGGGCACGGACGUUCUGAUCGAGAUGGGGGUCAGGACGGGUCUGAGUCUGCUCUUCUCGCUGCUGCAGCAGAACUGGAGGUACGCGGCCUCGGCGCACCCCGAGUCGGUGCUGUGCAACGACGUGCUCGCCACGGCGUCCUCCGUCCUGGCCUCCCUGCCGCCGCUCUCCCUGGCUAACGAGAGCAAAAUCCCGUCGGUGGGCUUGGACUGCCUCGGACAGGUGGCGGACUUUCUGAAGAAGACCUCGGCGAGCAGCGGGAGCAGCGGGGCGGACCCGACCGGUCGGAGGCUGGCGCUGGAGCUGCUGCUCGGCCUGGCCAUGCAGAGGGGCUCCCUGAAGUUUCUGCUGGAGUGGGUGGAGGUAGCUCUGGCAGCUUCCAUGCCCUCCUCCACAUCAAUCCUGUCUUCCUCCUCCUCCUCCUCCUCGCUGAGCUCUCAGCGGUCACCUGGCGUGGGCUUUGAACUUAUUCAGCAAACCCUUCUUCAGAUGAGGCAAUAUUCAGGUUUCCGUGGGGAUCCCACCAACACUCAGGUGCUAACGAAGGACGCAGAUGGACUUUGUCGACUCUCCCAGGCGGCUCUCUGCUUGUUUGAGGAGGUAUGUAAUCUGGCAUCGAACUGCCUGUGCUCCUGCAGCAUGGACGUGGCUGCCCCCGGUGCAGAGAGCGACGCGGUGAUGGUUUACGUCUGGGGCAGCAACAGCAGCCAUCAGCUGGCAGAGGGAACGCUGGAGAAAAUCCUGCUGCCGAAACUGACGCAGGGCUUCAGUGAUGCUCAGAUGAUCGAGGCGGGCCAGUACUGCACCUUCUCGGUGUCCGCCGACGGCUCGGUGAAAGCCUGUGGAAAAGGCAGCUAUGGCCGCCUGGGUCUGGGGGAUUCCAACAACCAGUCCAUGCCCAAGAAACUGGUGCUGGAGCCGCACAGGAGCAUGAAGAAAGUCUCAUCCUCCAAGGGCUCCGAUGGGCACACUCUGGCCAUCACUGUUGAGGGAGAGGUGUUCAGCUGGGGUGAUGGCGAAUAUGGGAAACUGGGCCAUGGCAACAGCACUACGCAGAAAUACCCCAAAAUCAUACAAGGGCCGCUGUCGGGGAAAGUCGUCGUGUGUGUGUCUGCCGGCUACAGACACAGUGCUGCCGUCACUAACGAUGGAGAGCUUUACACGUGGGGAGAGGGGGACUUUGGCAGACUUGGUCACAGUGAUAGCCAGAGUCGAAACCUACCCACACUUGUGAAGGACAUCAGCGGAGUGGGGCAGGUAACCUGUGGCAGCUCCCACACCAUUGCUGUGGCGCAGGAUGGACGCACCGUGUGGUCCUUCGGUGGCGGAGACAACGGUAAACUCGGUCAUGGAGACACGAAUCGAGUGUAUCGCCCAAAGGUCAUUGAAGGCCUUCACGGAUUUAUCAUCAGGAAAGUUUGUGCAGGCAGCCAGUCAUCUCUGGCCCUCACUUCUGCAGGACAGGUGUUCGCUUGGGGCUGCGGCUCAUGUUUAGGGUGCGGCUCCUCUGAGACCACCUCGUUAAGGCCGCGGUUCAUCGAAGACCUGGGUGUCACCAAGGUCAUUGACAUCUCCUGUGGGGACAGCCACUGUCUGGCUUUGUCUCAUGAGAACGAAGUGUACGCUUGGGGUAACAAUACGAUGGGCCAGUGUGGCCAGGGCCACACCUCUACGCCAAUAACCAAACCCAGAAAGGUGCUUGGCUUAGAGGGGGUCUCCAUUCAGCAAAUAACAGCCGGCACGUCUCACAGUCUUGCAUGGACGGCGGUUCCGACGGACAGGCAACUAGUGGCAUGGCAUAGACCCUUCUGUGUCGACCUGGAAGAGAGCACUUUCACCUACCUGCGCAACUUCCUAGAAACGUACUGCGACGGCAUCGGUAACGAUACGCCUCCUGCUCCGUUUCUAUCUAGAAGGGACCAUCAUCAUUUCCUUCUGCUGUGCAUGAAGCUGCUGUCUAUCCACUUGUCCUUGGCCCAUGCAGGCGGCACGGGGGCCAUGGUUCUAGGUGCUCAGGGCAGGCCCCUGAGAAAUCUCCUGUUCAGGCUCAUAGACACCAACAUACCAGAGUCCAUACAACAAGCAGUUUUAAACACCCUGUCCAUUGGUGCCUCCCUGCUGCUGCCUCCUCUCAGGGAACGAACUGAGCUGCUCCUCUCACUCCUUCCUCAAGGCCCCCAGAGUUUAAAUGUUCUCUCCAAAGGCCAGCGCCUGCAGUUAGACAUGGUCCUCAGCAGCCUUCAGGACCAGAGCCAUGUGGCCUCUCUGCUAGGUUACAGCAAUUUCGGUGAGGUGACGGGCUUUGGACCUCCACUAACGCCCGCCGCGUCGGCCCGGCCACCCUCCUCCUCCUCCAGCUCGGUCGAUGCCUACGACCCGCUUCACUUAGCAGAGGUCCUGCUCAGAACACUUCUGCUCAGCAUUGGCUUUUACACGGAGCAACAGUUUGGAGAACUGGAGAAAAACAGCGAUAAGCAGCUAUGCGGAGACGGCGAGGGACCGACCGAUCCUCCCUCUCAGUUCCACCAGCUGCUGUCGGGACUUCACAAACACCUGCUUGCCCACUGCUACAUUCAGUCCAGUCCUGAGGAUGACGGCAGUGUAACUCUGCUUCGGGAACACCUGUACCUGCUGCUUCCCUGCGCUGCUGAGACCCUCAAGAGGUCCACUAAGCUGUUGAAAAAGAGCUCCCCUGACAAACAAAUAAUCAAAAAGCUGCACACGGUGCUGUACAAUUCGGCUGCGGGCAGCUUGCUUUGCCAGGUGAUGUACUCCUUGCUGCUGCUGCCGCUGGACACAGUCCAGCCUCUUCUGAACCAUUUGAUGUCCUUGUUGGAGCACCUGAAUGACCUCAACAGUCUGCUGCCUGAGACGUUCCUGCUGGAGGAGCAGGAGCUGGAAGUGGAGGCUCAGAAAACAUCCUCUGACAAAAGUGAAGAAAGCUCAAACCUUGGAAAGGAGCAGCAGCAGCAGGAGGAGGAGAAGGAGUACAGAUGGGUUUGGAUGCUGGACCUGGAGCGGUCUGUUGCCUUGGCGGUCGGACGCUGCCUCGGCGGGAUGCUGCAAGGCCCGCCGCCUUCACUCCACGAGAAAAUGUCGGCGACGUGGCUAUCCAACGUCCUCCUCAGGAACGGUCUGGAGAUGGACUUCGAGCAGCUUGACUCGAGCAUGGCUUGGCUGACCGAGGUCGUGCUGCUGGGGAACAGCGACGCCCAACAGACGGAGCUAAGUCUCACCGAGGACACCAGGACUUUACUGGAGCUGGCCCUGGGCUCCACCAGGGGCCUCGCAGGCGUCUUGUGGUGGAAGAUGGAGGAGUACGCCCUCAGCAAAGCAGAAUGGGAGAGUGGAGGUUCGUCUGAGGAUUACCUGCUGCCGAUCGUCUGCCGCUGCAGUCUUGCCGCUCUCCUCAAACACACCGGGCUGCAGAAUGAGGCCUGCUGGCAGGACAGGCACGAACCAUCUGAGAUGCUCUUUGAGGUCUAUGAAACCGUCUUUAAACUCAGAAGCUUCCUUUUGGCUCUUAAAAAUGCUCCAAAAAUGUCUCCGAGGCCAGACACCGCCACACAGAACUCUCCACAAAGUCCUGAUGCUGAUGACGAAGAGCCUUGCAUGUCCAUGGAGCAAGCAGGAAAGGAUCACGGUCAGCACCCGGUAGGUUUCUGUCACCGGGAGGUGCAAGUGCCCCCGACUCCGACGGCCAACCACAACCACGAGGAGCUGACCGAAGACGACCGAUUUAACAGCAGUCGUAUGUACCUGUCAGAAGUCCUGGAAUCCUUCAUGGCCACGCGGGAAGCCAUGCAGGUGCAGCAGAACGUGACGGUCUACGAGUCAUUUGGCACCUCCACCCUCCCCAGCAGCAUGGAGAGCCCCGUCAGCCCAGAGAGACAGCCGGAGCCCAGGCAGCAGUGGGAAAGGCGUAGCGAAUCAGAGGAAGGCCUGUCGUUUCCCGCUGCCUGCCAGCUUGUGAUAUCCCGAUGCCUCUUCCUUCUGCUGGGAGUCAGGCCUGCUUGGGUGGAGCCCAGCGAAGGGGAAGAUGAUCAAGCUGCGAACCCUGCUGCAAGGAGGUUAUCAUCAGAGUCUUUUACAGUAGCUCUGACUGGGAGGAAGCAAUUUGACCUGUCCAAAAACUCCCCUGGAUGUUCUGGGAAUAAAAUGGGUUUACCUCUGUGUUCCUUGGGCAUAAUGAAAGAAGCUUGGGAUCGCUUACGGCAGUGCAUCAGCCCCGUUGGCGCCAUGUCCCGCUGCAGCGACAACACUUUGCCUAUUCUUCACCAGGUGUUUCAGUUCACCUGUGGAUGCUUGGCCCUUCUACCUUCCUCACCAACCUUGCCUGGAAUACAGAGCUGUGGGCAGGCAGAUCCAAAAUCCAUCACUUUGGCCAUAAUGCACCAGCAACAGCGGGCCGAGAUGCGUCUGCAGGCCUUGUGUCAAAUGUCAACCUUCCUGUCCAAGAUGGAAGAGAAGAACACGCGAUCCUCAGUUCCACCGCACUUUCCUGCGCUGCUGCAGUCUGUGCAGCUCCAGUUUCUGUGUGGAUGCUUUGGCUUGGGAACACAAAUAAUAGGAUCUCACUCAGGAGCCGAUUAUGAGACCCAGCAUUACACGUGCGGCACAAAUGCAGCUUCUACGGAGACGAAGCGAGCGCUCAAAUCUGCAGCCCAUACCUUUUACCAGCAAGUGGUGCAUAUCCUCAAACUGAGAGUCCAGUUGGAAAAGGACCAUCCAGGCUCGUCCCAGCACCUCCUCCUUGCCACCAUUUUUGCACUGAAUUUCUGCUACCAGCCUGUGGAUCUGGUGCUGAUCAUCAAAUGUGGCAUCCUGGAAGUCCUCUCCAUGUUGACCAACAACAGCUGUUCACUGAUGAACCAGGGCUGGUUGGCUGCUUCUACCUCUGGAUCCAUGCUGCUCAGCGGGGCGGUCAAACUAGCCUGUGCCCGCCUGCUUCAGAUACUGACUGUAGCUGCGAGCUCCUGUGAGGAUUUUCUGCCUUUGGACGUUUCCCAGGCUCUAAUGGAGGUGAUGGGCGAGCAGCUUUUAAAUGUCCUGCAGAAUCUCCACCAACAACAGAUAGGAGAGAGAUUAGCGGCCGGGGGAGCCGAUCUGGACGCCAACAGCAGGAGCGCAAAACUUGAGAGCAGUAAGGUGACUGAAUCUCAGCUUGCGGAUUUGUUGGUGUUUCUGCGGCGGGUAUUGUCAAUGAGAGUAAUGAAAAGACUUUCCACCUUUGUUAAAUGGAUCGAACCACUCAUGGCUAUUAUUUCACCCAAGUGCUCUUCAGGGUUUCCAUGCUUCCAGAAUCUGCGCACUAAGCUCUUGGCCUUCCAUGUUUUAGAAAGACUUUUACCUGCUUGCUCUGAGCCAGUUCAGAUUCAGCAGAUUGUCGAGCAACUCUUCCAGCUUUUGUCUGUUUACAUGUGGGAGGAGCCACAUGCAGAGCGAAACUACGAGGAGACGAUUGAAAAAGAGGCCGGGAGUCCUGGCAACUUUGAUGAAUGUAUCCCCAUCGGAGAUUUUUCCUUCGACCCAGACAAGAUAGUCUGCUGUUCUUUGGAGAGUGGCAACAUCCUGUCCCACGGUUCAGUUGGAAAAGGUUAUGGCCUGGCAACCACCGGCAUUACCUCUGGAUGUUUCAUUUGGAAGUUUUACAUUACCAAAGAGAACCGAGGAAAUGAGGGCACGUGCAUCGGUGUUUCACGCUGGCCCGUCCGAGACCACAACCACCAUACCACCACUGACAUGUGGUUGUAUCGGGCUUACAGUGGCAACCUGUACCACGGAGGGGAGCUGGUCCGUACGCUUCCCUCCUUCACCCAGGGCGACACCAUCACCUGCGUCCUGGACAUGGAGGCCCAUACUAUAUCUUUUGCAAAGAAUGAUAAGGAGCCAAAGCUGGCCUUUGAGGGCGUAGUUGCCUCUGAACUGUACCCUUGUGUUUUGUUCUACAGCAGUAAUCCUGGAGAGAAGGUGGCUCUGCGUGACCUGCAGAUGAGAGGCAUGCCCAGUAAUCUGCUGCCUGGAGAGCCUCUCUGCAGCCCCCGGACCACCGUGCUGCUGGAGGCAACGGUGCAGCUCCUACGCCGGCUGCAUCAGUGUGAUCAGUGGUCCUCCCACAUCAACCAACACGUUCAUUCCCGCUUGGAGCUCAUCGGUGCCAUCCUGAGAGAAGACGACUCAGGGAGCUUUAAAGGCUUAGGCCUCAGUCCCCCCCAGACUGAGACGGAAGACACUAAAGAAGACAAAGACAUAACUGGUGAAGACAAUGGGAAAUUCGCGGCCCAUCACCAGACCCUGUCGGAGGCCAAGCUGACUGCUCUUUGCGUGGAAGUGUGGCCUGUGCUGGCCGUGAUUGGAGGGGUCGACAGUGGCCUCCGUGCUGGGGGUCUGUGCCUGCACAAGCCGAGCGGCCGCAGGGCUAUCAUGCUCGGGGUCCUGAAAAAAGGAAGCUCUCUGGCUAAGCUGCAAUGGGAGGAAACGGAUUUCUCCAUCAGCGACACUCCCAUCAUCUCACUGGAGCCGUGCGACGUGUCCUGCUGCGACGUCUCGCGCCUCGGAGGAGUAAAGCCGGCGGUGUUGUUGGAUUUGAUAUAUUUGAUGAGGCUCCUGGAGGAAGAGGGUUGGCAGGGGGCGUACCUGCCUCCCAGGAGGAAACACUCCGAGGAGAUGCUAAAGGAGGAGGAGAAACAGUGCUGCCCGGAGGAGGAGUGUUCAGAGGGCGGGGCGUGGCUGUCUGAAAAUGAAAGGAAGAAGUCGAAGGAGCAGAAGGUCGAUGCAGACUUAUCUCCAUCGCUAAACCCUCCGACAAAGGCAGCUGACCCCGAGGAGUUGUCCUGCCCAGCGCAACCUUUCCAAACGUCUCAGACGUCGAAAAUGGACGCGUUUGCACUUGAAAUGAGAGCCGUCAAGAUCUCAUACCUCCUUGUCGGAGGCUUAAAAUGCCUGACUGUUUUUUUCACCUGCGAAAGGCUGUCAGAUCUGCUCCUGGUGUCCAAGCACGAUCCUCCGAAUUCCCCCGUGGUUUCUUUGCACAGCCCCAUCCCUGACCAGGCCAAGGCGAAGAGCAAACAGUGGGACGAGCACGCCGAGCUUAGGUCGGUGCUGCAGUACGUAGUCCAGAGCAUGGUGAAGUGGGCGGUGAGGCCCUGUCCUAUCAAGCAGCCCGUGUCGCUCGCUGAUUUGGAGAGAGCUCAAGUCAUGAUAUACAAAGGAGCCCUGAGCAGACUGCAGGACGAAAAAGAACACAAAGAAUCCGGGCGCCACUUGUCUUCUCAGUCCAUCUCCAAGUCCUCCAGCUCAGUGUCGUUGUACAGCGCAGGCUCAGAAGGCACUGCCAUCUUCGGCCAAUCAAACAGAGUCUCUGCCUCCUCUUCCAGUAACGACCUGGCAUCCUCUUUGCCAACAAACCUGCAGGCCGAGGGACUUGAAAAUUUCAACCCUUUCCUUCCUAUCAGCCUCCUCCAGCAUGUGUUGCUAACUCGGUUCCCCACACUUACGGGCCUGGAUAGCGCCCCCCCCUUGCUGUCCCCGUGCUUCAGCUUUGCGAGCGCUGCUGCGUGUGAUGCCUUCACAGAGCAGCAGACCAGCUUCAUGGAGCCUGGUCCCUGCAGCACACAGGCCAGAAGCAGCCUGGAACGGACACAAAUGUUUGUCACCAGUCGUUUGCUAGAAAUGGGAUUCACUAUGAGACAUAUCUACUGGGCCAUGGAGGCAGCAGAUGUAGCGGGUGACUUGGAUUCUCAAACCAUCGAGGUCCUGGCUAGCUGGAUGUUAGAGCACCCCCUGACUGACGAGCACCAGGCGGCGGAGUCGCCCCGACUGGAGGGAGCCCCCGAAACCCCGUCCCCCGAGGGGCCGGAGACGGUGCAAUGUCCUGAAAGGCCCACCAACCAAACAAGUGAAAGCCUGUUGCCGGGCCUCGACUGGAUACAGAGGGAGAACUUCUUGGACGUCCACCUCACGAGGAACAGGCCUCCUCCUGCGCGGCGGCGGCGCUCAGGACCUACACAGAGGACGUCCUUCAGACGACCAGACUUGCCGCCACCCAGCCCGCUGCCACAGCUCCACACAGCCGUGGGCGACUGGCCGGAGCAUGUGGACUUCCAUCCUUUCUCUGCUGAGGAGGAGUCAGAGCUGAGUUACAUGGAUGACCUUUACCAUGAAGAGGCUUAUGAGGACCUCCUCACCCCUUCGUUCUUCAGUUUGGAGAGAGACACACUUCAGAUUGUGGAGGCUGGGGAAGAGCACAGUCAGAUGGUGAAAUGUGAGCUGUGCAACACCUUCACCCUGCAGUUCAACAAUCACAUAAAGCGACGACAUCCAGGCUGUGGACAAAGUGCGGCCCGUAAGGGCUACGACAGCACCGGCGCCUACGUGGACGUUUGGUUCAAAGGGGAGUGUGGCUCCAAUUUCCCCUUCUACCUCCUCUGCAGCUCCUGCAGGGAAAAGUAUCUGGCUGCUAAUGCAAGUGAUCCAAAUUCGAAAUAUGAAAGGAUCAAAGGUCUGACUUCGGAUUUGAUUGGCCAAAUGGACAACACUUCAGAUGACGAGUGGGAAAUGAGCCACCAAGCUGAGGAGGAUGCAGAUAAACUGACAGGAUUGGAGGAUUUUGGGCUCCUGCUGAGACCACUGGGGCUGACUGAGAAAAAGCUGGUCCCCGAUCCGAUUGUCUUUGCCGAACCAGAUCCUCUUGGCGCUCUAGUUUACAGCUCAUCCUGUCCAACAAGGGUAGCUUCUAAAGGGCACAAGACCAGCACUUCACAGGAGGAGGAAAACACAGAUGGAAUGGCUUAA
This is a messenger RNA of Fundulus heteroclitus (mummichog), 9270 nucleotides long. RefSeq names its product probable E3 ubiquitin-protein ligase HERC1. The coding region runs from base 1 to 9270 and encodes 3089 amino acids. Lineage: Eukaryota; Metazoa; Chordata; Actinopteri; Cyprinodontiformes; Fundulidae. The record is from RefSeq and is a predicted model, not a curated record. The transcript is spliced from 49 exons. Gene Ontology annotation, molecular function: protein binding.